This is a messenger RNA of Racocetra persica, 180 nucleotides long. The record is from the annotation of a GenBank genome assembly. Lineage: Eukaryota; Fungi; Glomeromycota; Glomeromycetes; Diversisporales; Gigasporaceae.
AACCUUUUCAAGUGACCGCGCCCAUUUUAAAACUCCUCCUUCGUCUUCAGAAGUAUAUUAAAGAGUCUUCUGUAGAAUCUCUCCAUAUUACUGAUAGUACUAUUGAAUUUCUUGAUAAACAAGGAGACCAGGUUCCUAUUAAUUUAGCACCAGAAAUUAAUGAUGAUUUGUUAGAAACUC